This is a messenger RNA of Cydia amplana, 3616 nucleotides long. It is a transcript of the gene FoxP, whose product is annotated as forkhead box protein P1. Bases 992 to 2908 code for a protein of 638 amino acids. Gene Ontology annotation, molecular function: DNA-binding transcription factor activity, RNA polymerase II-specific; RNA polymerase II cis-regulatory region sequence-specific DNA binding. Gene Ontology annotation, biological process: regulation of transcription by RNA polymerase II. Gene Ontology annotation, cellular component: nucleus. The record is from RefSeq and is a predicted model, not a curated record. The transcript is spliced from 19 exons. NCBI's taxonomy places the organism in Eukaryota, Metazoa, Arthropoda, Insecta, Lepidoptera, Tortricidae.
CGACAUCAACUUCUAAAAGAGUGUUCGCACAAGAGUUACUGCUACUCGUCUGAGCACUAGUGCGAAAAGAUGUUGACAUGUCAUUUGCAAGUUUUUCAUAGUGGCAACUACAUGGGUGUCAAACCUGCCGCGGUGCCCCUUGUUUACACACUCACACACGCGCACCGCCGCACACACCGCCGCUCCCGUCGAGCCGCUUAUUUAGGUAUAUUGUUGUUUAUUUUAUUCGGCGCUAUGCUCCGACAUGCUACGAGCCUUUCGACUCAGUUUUAACGCGCACGUUUUAUGAAACGACAACUAUGCGUCGAUGUGCGCUCGCCACGAAUAAUUAUUAAUAUCGGCACGACUGAAAUAACGACGCGGUAAACAAAUUCGCGAUUUUUAUUGGUUAACACUUUGUUGAAUAGAACGUGAGGUUUUAUUUAUGUUUUUUUUAUAACCUAUUCGCAUUGUCGCUGGCCGGUGCCGGUUGUCUCCGCGAAUUUUAAUAGCCGCUAAUCAUAGUUUAUUUUUGCGCGCAACGUGUGUUUAAUAAAUGUGCUCGGACUAUUUUUUGGACGUUUUUCGGUUUGUUGCAAUACGGAAGUGAUUAUAAAAAUUAUAAAUUAGUUGUCAUAAAUUCGCGAAACAAAAAAGUCAUUUUUAUGAGAACCGGUUCUAUUUUGGAACAAUAGCUCGAGCGGCGCGAGUUUUCAAACUUUUAUAUUUCGAAUGUCAGUUUUGGCGGGAAGGCAAGUAGGUUGUACAGAAAGUUUGGAAAAGUGUUGAGCACACAUCGGAUGCUCGCUAGUGUUUUUUCAACGCGUUUUCGAGGCUAAGCGCUAGUUGUUUGAACAAGUGUGUUUUCUAAUGGAUUUAUUUUGAGAUUGUAUUCAAAACAUUCGCCGGGCUCCGGCGCUGGCGCAUUCGGAGCACGAGUGCAGCCCGGUGUGCCACAAGGCGGUGUGCUGGGGCCGGUAUUAUAUGUGAAGUGCUGGACUGAUUGUGCUGGAUGUGUCUCCAGAAGGAUGACAGUGGUGACAUAGAUGCCGAUGUGACGAGACCAAUGGUGCAGCUACCUCUACUGGUGGGUCCCGAGCCGGCACUGAACUCGACCCCGGGCGCCGCGAAGCCGCCGCUACUAAACGCUUUCGAGCUGGACCGCUGUUUGGACAGAGAGGAGUCUGGCAGGUGGGGCGGCGAAGCGGCGCGGCGGCGUCGGCGCAGCUCGCCCCCGCGCCGCGCCUCGCCCCCCAGAGACCAUGAGCCUCUCGCUCUUGCACGGGCAUCAGCCCCAGCCUCCCCAACAGCUGGUUCAGCACACUCUUCACCAGCACCUGUAUCUCCAGCCGGCAGUACUGCUGGUGCCCGCUCUCCACUCCCGCUGGUCGCACCAGACCUGCUGGCCAUGCAAUUGCUCGACCAGCACUCGCAGCUACAGGCGCUGAUGAAGCAGCGGCUGUUCCAUCAGCAUCAUAUGCAGAAACAGCACUUAUCCUCAGAGGCUGCUAAGCGUCAGCUGGAACAGUCUCGGCUGCAGGACCAGAUCAACCUGAACCUGCUGUCGCAGUCGCAUCUGCCGCCUCCUGACGCUUCCCCGGGUUCCCUUCAGCAGCAGCUCGGCGCGCAGCAGCAACAGCUGGUGCAGCAGUUGCAGGCCGUGCAGCGCCAGUACCUCAUGCACGGGCCUCUGUCUGUGCCGCCGAAUGCUCCGCCAGGUCUCAUGCUGUGGGGGAGCGAGAUGGAAGAGCACCCGCUGUUCGGGCGCGGAGUGUGCAAGUGGCCCGGCUGUGACGCGCUCGCUGAUGAUUACCAGGCGUUCCUCAAACACCUGGAAGCAGCCCACACCCUCGACGACAGAUCAGCUGCGCAGGCGCGCGUGCAGAUGCAGGUGGUCGCGCAGCUGGAGCUGCAACUGCGUCGCGAACGGGACCGCCUGGCGGCCAUGAUGCGGCACCUGCAUGCCGCUAGGGACUCGAGCCAUCACCAGCCGAAACACCCACAUGGAGCGCCCAAUGAAGGCACAUCACCCGGACCGGUCCGUCGCCGAGUCUCCGAUAAAUCUGGUGUGGCUAUUGCUGGUGGUCUUCCGUAUAUGCUCGAAAGAGCGGGAUUAGAUGUGCAACAAGAAAUUCAGCGCAACCGCGAAUUUUAUAAAAGUGCAGACGUUCGACCUCCGUUCACAUAUGCUUCGCUCAUCCGACAGGCCAUCAUAGAGUCUCCAGAUAAGCAGCUGACCCUCAAUGAGAUCUACAAUUGGUUCCAGUCAACAUUCUGCUACUUCCGACGCAAUGCUGCCACGUGGAAGAACGCCGUGCGUCACAACCUGUCGCUGCACAAGUGCUUCAUGCGCGUCGAGAACGUGAAGGGCGCGGUGUGGACGGUGGACGAGGUGGAGUUCUACAAGCGCCGGCCGCAGCGCGCUGCGCACGCGCCGCCGCCCAUCCACCAGGGGUUCAUGGGUGCACAGAGUCCUCCGAUGAUGACCAGCCCUCAUGGCUACAGUGAAGCUCUCAAAAGGAACCUUCAGGGUAUGAUGGAAGAAUGCAACCUGUCAUACAUGUCGAGCGAGGAUCACAUGAUGCAAGGGGCUGAAGAAUAUCCCUCCUCCCAUGAUGAGUACAGCCGGCCGUCCAUGCUGAACGGCUACGGAAGCAGCAGUUCGCACGAUGUGAAGGCCGAAGACCUGAGCGGGACCGACCAGGACAUCAAACCCAACAUAUACGCGCUCAAGAAUGAGCUGCAGGCUUCCGACUAUUCUAACAAAGACUACACAAACUCCACAAAGGAAUCCUCAAGCAACCGCUCCGGCGAGACCAGCCCCUACGACGACUACCCGCGCCCCGAGGACCGGUACCGGCCCUCGGCCUCCCACAUAAAGGACGAGGCCGAAAAUCUCUCACUUAACGAACAGAGAUCUGACAAGUAAAAGAAAAGGUUGACAAGUAGUAGUGACUGGACAAUUUUGGUAUCGGCUUUCGGCCUUACACGCAAAAGGUCGAGGCCUAAAACCUCAGAGAAAUAAAAGUGAAGGUUGACAAGAACUAGUGAUGGACAAUUCUGGUUGCCGGCUGUUCUUGAAGCAAUAAUUAGGAUGCCGGCUAGUGUUUAGAAUUAUUAUCACAGUAUGUAAUACUUUAUACUUACGGGUGUAGUUCUAUUUCAAGUUAAUAGCGGUCGAGUGUAUGUGUUCAUUGUUGGAUUUUUAUAUUUAAAGAUCUCGGGAGGUUUUAUAAGUUAGAAAGUAACCAAAUAUUUUUUUGUUUUAUUUUUAAACCGACCCGGUUUUAACGGGCUUUGAAGUAUUAUAGUUUAUAUUUUUUUCACCACUAUGUUUUUACGUUUUUUAAGUUUCUAGGUAAGUUAAUUGAGAAAUUUGGUCCUCUAUUUAUAGGAUAAGUGUUAGGAAAUUUUAGACGAAACGAAUUGCGCUAAAUAAUCAAAAAGUCAACGAUAAAAUAACCUUAAAAGGUCCAUAUCAAUAUUUAAAAAUAUUUAAUCAUUAUUUGUAAUAUACAAAUAAUACGAACAAUAAGUAGGUGUAUUGGACUGUUUAGGAAAACGUAAUGGUACAUAAAGUUUUAAUAUUAACGCUUAGCGUUUUGGUUCAUUAUAAAAGCUUCUUUGCAAUUUCCUU